Xylaria bambusicola is the source of this 1444-nucleotide messenger RNA. Its product is annotated as DUF706-domain-containing protein. Bases 341 to 1276 code for a protein of 311 amino acids. The record is from RefSeq and is a predicted model, not a curated record. Gene Ontology annotation, biological process: inositol catabolic process. NCBI's taxonomy places the organism in Eukaryota, Fungi, Ascomycota, Sordariomycetes, Xylariales, Xylariaceae. Gene Ontology annotation, cellular component: cytoplasm. The transcript has a single exon. Gene Ontology annotation, molecular function: inositol oxygenase activity; iron ion binding.
UGACUGUUUUGGCCUGAGUCGGCGAUUUUGACCUCUUUGGACGUCCUGUAGGUAUCGACCUCUUGUCUCUUGCAGCUAUUUCUGCGUCACAAGCCUUUGGGUGGAGCAAACCAAGGUCACUUACACGCAGUCUUUGACUUGCACCGAGAUAACAAGAUGCGGCCCUACAGUCAAUGUUCGAAUUUCAAAUUCUAUAUUAAGCCGCGAACUUAGUUUUGACUUCUUGUCGACACUCUCCAUCCUCAGCAUCGCCGUCCUUCCAUCACCUCGAGUCUUUCCAUGUCCCUCUACCAGUACCAAUACACCCCUUAAAACAUAAAAAAAGACAAAACAAACCACAAUGGCACCAGGGAUUCUAGUCGAGGAGACUACCAACCGCGAUGGUCUCCAAUUGGAGGCUACCUCCGACAGCAUUGACAUGGUCAAUGUCCUCAAGGAUCAUAUGAAACAGAAGGAUGAGGACUGGACCUCAAAGUCCAAGUUUGACCACCAGAAGGACAAGACCCAGUUCCGACAGUACGAGGAUGCCUGUGACCGUGUCAAAGCCUUCUACAAGGAGCAGCAUACUAAGCAGACCGUGGCCUAUAACUUGAAAGUCCGCAACAACCUCAAAUUCCAGAAACGGGAGGAGAUGACCAUCUGGCAAGCUAUGGAGAAGCUCAACACCCUGAUCGACGAGUCUGAUCCCGACACCAGUUUAUCUCAGAUCCAGCACCUCCUCCAAUCUGCUGAGGCUAUCCGCCGAGAUGGCAAGCCCCGCUGGAUGCAGCUUACCGGCCUGAUCCACGACUUGGGCAAGCUCCUUUUCUUCUACGGAUCGGAGGGUCAGUGGGACGUCGUCGGCGACACAUUCCCUAUCGGUUGUGCCUUCGACGAGCGCAUCAUCUACCCCGGUUCCUUCUCCGACAACCCCGACAUCCAUGACCCCAUCUAUAGCACCAAGUAUGGCAUCUACUCCCCCGGCUGUGGCUUAGAUAACAUCAUGCUGUCCUGGGGCCACGACGAGUACCUUUAUGAGAUCGUCAAGAACCAGUCUACUCUGCCUCCCGAAGCUCUGGCCAUGAUCCGCUACCACUCCUUCUAUCCCUGGCACAAGGAGGGCGCCUAUCGCGAAUUCAUGAAUGAACACGACGAGAAGAUGCUGGAGGCCGUUCGCGCUUUCAACCCCUAUGACCUUUACAGCAAGAGCGACGGCCUCCCUGAUGUCGAGGAGCUCAAGCCCUACUAUCUCGAACUCAUUGAUGAGUACUUUCCUCGGAAAAUCAUCCGGUGGUAAAUGCGCCUACAGCUCAUCAUCGUUUUUAAGCAUGUUAGAAUUAUUCACGAGACACUUGGGAUAGGGUUGACAAACAUGUCAGGAGUUUUUAUCUUAUAUGGAAGCGUUUUGGUUUUUAGGGUAUACUAGGAUGUCAUAAAGGAUCACUAAAAGACAAGCAAAAUACGG